Lineus longissimus is the source of this 2683-nucleotide messenger RNA. RefSeq names its product SAP domain-containing ribonucleoprotein-like. Gene Ontology annotation, biological process: poly(A)+ mRNA export from nucleus. The record is from RefSeq and is a predicted model, not a curated record. Gene Ontology annotation, cellular component: nucleus. Bases 22 to 1044 code for a protein of 340 amino acids. NCBI's taxonomy places the organism in Eukaryota, Metazoa, Nemertea, Pilidiophora, Heteronemertea, Lineidae. The transcript has 10 exons.
UGAAGGUAGGAAUCCAGCACAAUGGCCGCCACCAUGAAUUUCUCAAAAAUGAAGUUGAAUGACCUGAAGAAGGAGCUCAAGGACCGUGGUCUUACCGUCUCUGGAAACAAAAGUGAACUGAUUGCACGCCUCAAAGAACACAUGGAAAUCAAUGAAACAGCUGACAAUUACAACGAUGACAUAUUGACAGACACUAGUAACAGCUCUACCAUUGGUGAACCCAAUGAGCCUGAUCUGGAACUUGGUGGUGACGAUGACUUGGAGGAAAACGUUGAUGAUGAAAUUCUUAAGGAUGAUGAGGCUCUCCCUUUGGAUACUGGCAACCCCCCUGAUACUCUUCUGGAUGAUAAACUUGAAGAUGCCCUUGGAAUUGGCACAACUACCGUCGAAACGAUUCUCGAUGAUAAAGAGAGCAAGAAGGAACCAGCCUCGGUACUACAUGGAGAGGAUCAAGUCAGUCCUGACAAAGAUCAUGGUGAUGCGAAAGUGAAAUCACUAAAGGCCACACUAACAGCCUCUGAGCGAUUGGCAAUUCGGGCGAAGAAAUUUGGUGUCGUGUCCGAAGAUGUCAAGAAGAAGACAAGAGAAGAAAGAUUUGGCAGCACAGGCAGCACCAGCAGUGAAGCGGUUUCUAGCACAACAGAAGCAGUCCCCAUUGGGACAAGUGUCAAACCAACAGAUAUCAAAAGACUGAAGGAGAGGGCAGAGCGGUUCGGCAGCUCAGUGUCUCCUAGCAUGAGCAAGCUUGAAGAAACUGAAAAACUUUUAAAAAGACAGGAUAGAUUUGGCUCUGCUGAUAGUGCAUUUUCUAAAAAAGUACAGCGGCUGGAAGAUUCCGAGCGUCAAAAAGAACGUCUGAAACGAUUUGGUGCACUGACAGCAUCAUCGGUCUCCGCGGCAGCAACAAGUAGCGAAAUGGACGAGAAGCGCAAACGACGUGCGGAGCGGUUCGGCAAGAUUACUUCAACAUCCAGUGGUGGCGCUAACGGUAAUGUUGACGAAAAGAAACGAAAACGGGAGGAAAGAUUCGGAUCAUCUGUAUAAACUUUUUAGAAAAAUGAAUAUAAUGUCAAAAUGCUGUAAACGUCUUUUAUUUCUGCGAACUUUUUUGCAACAGGGGGUACGAUUGCAAACUUAAAGGACGUGAUGUUUAACUUAUGGCUUUAUCACUUAAAAAUGCACCCAUUUGCAGAAGUGAGUGGAAGCAAAAUCUGAAAAGGAUGUUUUUGCAAAUAAUGGGGUUUACAGUAUUUGGCUUCAUUUUGUCACUGAUAUUAGUAUGGGAUAUCAAGGACAAUUAUUUUUCAGAGUCAUUCAAACAUAUCGGAAGUGUACGGAAUGAUUUCACCUUGAAAUCAUUGCUUUAUUGCGGUGUUGACAUACCGGUAAUCAUGUGACCUGCUCUGGUAAAAGUCGGUGCUUAUCGCUUGUGAAAACAAGGGAGAUAAAAGGCCAAAAUUGAUGCUCUAAGAUGUCAAGAAAUAUUGCAUAGCGCUCUAGUUUUCACGAUUGCUAGGCCCUAAUGCAUUUUCUUCAAACUUACCUCAAACAAAUCUGUACAUCCUGUCCAACCAGUUUAAUCUGCCUACAACCGCUCCAGCAUUGGAAAUUUGAAUACACACGUAGGUAUUUGUACAAGGAAUUGUCAUGGGUAAUGACUAAGCACAAGAUCCAGUUGCAAGUACGUCAUGACCAGGAAUUGACAAUAGUCAUUAUCAUUUCAAAGGUAAUUUCAUGCAAAACCAGGCCAUUCUAAUAACUCAAUAUCUGUCUUUGAUCCUAUUAAUGCCUACUUUUUUGAGCAGGUCACCUGAGUAUAUUCUGGGAGUUUGAAUGAUUCAUUGUGAAGAAUGUAUUUUCUGCAUUUUAACCAUUCGAUGGUGAUUCCUGUACAUUACAAUGUAGUUGUACAUGUGUACAGUAUUUGUACAUGUAAAUAGUGUCGUGUAUGAGAUCAAAAAUAUACUCAAGUUUCACUGAUAUAAAACCAGUUCUGAAUAUACAAAUUCAGCUGAAUAUAAUGCAUGUGGUCAUUGAUGCCAUUUAUCACUGUCAAUUUGGUUAGACAAUGUAUUGAAGACACCAGUUUGUCUGAUGGUCAGUUCCGAAUUGGCCUUUAUUUCGAUUUUCUAGUAGUUAAACAACUAGUCUUAGAUCAAUGAAAAUAGAGUAUAAGUUUGCCUUAUAUAGUUUUUGAUAGGAUGUGUGUAGUUGUUGACCAGUGACAACACAUUUUAGUAACUGCCAGAAAUAAGUACAUUGCAUAUUUUCAUGUUUCAUUUCAUUUCGACAUAAAUUACGAAUGUAUAAUGCAUAGUUUAGUGGGGAUUGUCCAGAUUUGAGGCAUUUGCUGCCUAGUUCUUGGAAAUCUUGGGUCCAUUUGACAUGAAAUCUGUUCAAAAGCACGCUUCAUUGUGUUCUAUCAUGCAGCGGGAAGACAUCAACAGUGCCAAUGACUACGUACACCAGUAUCGAUUGACCAUCAUUUUGCGGAUACGUGCAUUUGGUAGUCUCAGAUCUGGCCUUGAGGGUACGUACGCAUAGGGGGAGGCAGUACUGAAAAAUAGGAAACAUUCUGCAUACAUACUACAUGAAUGGCCCCCUAAAUUAAUGUUAAAUGGGUUUCUUCUGUCCAUUUUUAACUACAAUGUUUUCAAUAAAAAAAUUUAGGUACUCUGUAAAA